UGGGUGCACUUUAUUUCAUUUUCUAACAAUUUUUGUUAAGAUAAAGGCUGGUUCUCUGCAUCAUUAUGCUUUCUGCAUCCAUCUCCAAUGACACUGCCUUCCAUCCAUCCACAUUUAUUCUACUUGGAAUCCCUGGUAUGCAAGACCAGCACCUUUGGGCUGCCAUCCCCUUCUGCUCCAUGUACAUCCUUGCUCUGGUUGGCAACGGCACCAUCCUCUACACCAUCGUGAAGGAGAGAGCUCUGCACGAGCCAAUGUACCUCUUCCUGUGUUUACUGUCCCUCACGGACCUGGUGCUCUGUUCAACUACGUUGCCCAAAAUGUUAACAAUCUUCUGGUUUAAGUCCCACAAAACUUCCUACCAUGGAUGCCUCACCCAAAUGUUUUUUGUUCAUACAGUCUUUGCCACGGAAUCCGCUGUUCUGCUGGCCAUGGCUUUGGACCGCUAUGUGGCCAUCUGCCGUCCACUUCAUUAUACAUCCAUCCUCAGUGCCAUGGUGAUUGGGAAGAUUGGCCUGGCAUGUGUGAUCCGUGGCCUUCUCUUUGUGUUCCCCUUUGUCAUUCUCAUUGAACGCUUACCUUUCUGUGGACAUCACGUCAUCCCCCACACCUACUGUGAGCACAUGGGCAUUGCCAGGCUGUCCUGUGCCAGCAUCAAGCCCAACACCAUUUAUGGUCUCACCGUGGCACUCUCAGUCACUGGUAUGGAUGUGGUCCUCAUCGCCACCUCCUACGGCCUGAUCCUGCGGGCCAUGCUGCACCUGCCCUCAAAGGAUGCCCAAUUCCGAGCAUUUAGCACUUGUGGAGCCCACAUUUGUGUGAUUCUUGUAUUCUAUGUACGCUUUUUUUCCUUUUUCACUCACCGCUUCGGUCACCGAGUACCUCCUCAUGUCCACAUUGUACUCACAAAUCUCUAUCUCCUCUUACCCCCUGUUCUCAACCCCUUGGUCUACGGCGUCAACACCAGACAGAUCCGCCUGAGAAUAUUGGACUUUUUUACGGGGAGGAGGUAGUUUACUCUCUCCACACC
Messenger RNA from Vicugna pacos (alpaca), 1030 nucleotides. Its product is annotated as olfactory receptor 52D1-like. NCBI's taxonomy places the organism in Eukaryota, Metazoa, Chordata, Mammalia, Artiodactyla, Camelidae. The record is from RefSeq and is a predicted model, not a curated record. Gene Ontology annotation, biological process: G protein-coupled receptor signaling pathway. Gene Ontology annotation, cellular component: plasma membrane. Gene Ontology annotation, molecular function: G protein-coupled receptor activity; olfactory receptor activity.